Molecule: messenger RNA, 1876 nt
Organism: Andrographis paniculata
Lineage: Eukaryota; Viridiplantae; Streptophyta; Magnoliopsida; Lamiales; Acanthaceae
Product: beta-fructofuranosidase, insoluble isoenzyme 1-like
Exons: 7
Coding region: 13-1833 (606 amino acids)
Biological process (GO): carbohydrate metabolic process
Molecular function (GO): hydrolase activity, hydrolyzing O-glycosyl compounds
Source: RefSeq, a predicted model, not a curated record
CCAUUCAUCCCCAUGGAUUUCUCAGUAUUUAGAAGUGGUAUUUGGGGUUUGUCAGCAUUAUUGGUAUGCUCCCUACAGCAAUUUCUCCUCUACGCCAAUGCUUCCCACACCGUUUUCGCGCAUUUACAAUCUGCAUCUGCAUCUGCCCCUGCCAAUGUAACAAACCAACACCGGACCGGCUUCCAUUUUCAGCCCCAUAAACAUUGGAUCAAUGAUCCCAACGGGCCAAUGUAUUACAAGGGAGUGUACCAUCUCUUCUACCAGUACAACCCUAACGCCGCCGUCUGGGGCACCAACAUCGUCUGGGCCCACUCCGUCUCCGCCGACCUCAUCCACUGGCGUCACCUCCCCCUUCCCGCCAUCUACCCCUCCAAGCCCUUCGACCUCUUCGGCACCUGGUCCGGCUCCGCCACCAUCCUUCCAGGAAACCGCCCCGUCAUUCUCUACACCGGAGUCGUCGAUGCGACCGGCACUCAGGUUCAAAACUACGCCGUUCCGGCGAACCUCUCCGACCCCGAUCUCCGGGACUGGAUCAAGCCAGACGACAAUCCCUUGAUCGCCGGCGACGAGUCCGUCGACCGGACGGCCUUCCGUGACCCGACCACAGCGUGGCGCGUGAACGGGGGCCAGUGGAGGAUCGCCGUCGGGGGCCGGUGGGGCCAGCAGGGGAUUGCAUUCCUGUACAAGAGCCGGGACUUCCGGCGGUGGGUGAAGGUCGGGCACCACCUCCACGAAGUCGAGGGGACAGGCAAUUGGGAGUGCCCGGACUUCUUCCCGGUGGCGGAGGAUAACGAGAAGGGACUAGAUGUUUCGGCGGCAGGGCCACGUGUGAAGCACGUGCUGAAAAUGAGCUUGGAUGAGAAGAGAUAUGAUUAUUACAUGAUGGGGAGGUACGACAGUGCGCGAGAUCGGUACGUGCCGGAUUCGGACAUGGCUAGGCCUGAGCUGAGGCUGAGAUAUGACUACGGCAACUUUUAUGCGUCCAAGUCAUUCUUUGAUCCUGAGAAGAAUCGAAGGGUGUUGUGGGGUUGGGCCAAUGAGUCCGACGCUACCUCCGAUGAUAUCUCCAAAGGUUGGGCUGGUAUUCAGGCGAUCCCACGGACAAUAGUUAUGGAUCCAAAUGGUAAGCAACUGUUGUUGUGGCCUGUGGAGGAAGUGGAAACCCUAAGAGGGAAAGAGGUCACAGUCAAAAAUCAUAAGCUUAACAAAGGAGACCAACUUGAAAUCAAAGGGAUAACAUCUGCACAGGCUGACAUGGAAGUUAUAUUCUCGUUCGACAGCUUGGAGAAGGCAGAGGUGUUUGAUCCGAUCUGGAUUCGAUAUGAUGCGCAGAAACUUUGUGGCGAAAAGGAUUCGACAGUGGAGGGCGGGUUAGGACCGUUCGGGCUCAUAACAUUGGCUUCAAAAAACCUCAAGGAAUAUACGCCCAUAUUUUUGAGAGUUUUUAGGGAUCCACAAAACAAUGAUAGUACUAACAAGUAUAGAGUGCUUAUGUGCUCUGAUGCAUCCAGAAGCAGCCUAAAGGAUGGGAAAGACCGGUCGAAUCUAAAAGAUGGUAAGGAUGCGUAUAGGCCUUCAUUUGGAGGAUUUGUUAACAUAGAGUUCAACAAGGAUACGGUCGAAAACCACAUUUCCUUAAGGACUUUGAUAGACAAUUCUGUGGUGGAGAGCUUUGCGGAAAGAGGAAAGACGUGCAUUACAUCUAGGGUUUAUCCGACUCUAGCGCAACAUGAAAACGCAAAAUUGCUUCUAUUCAACAAUGGCAGCGAGCCCAUUGAUAUCAAGAGUUUCAAAGCUUGGCCAAUGAGCAAUGCUCGACUGGGAGAUCGAUGAAUUAACUAACUAACAAAGAUAUUAUAUUCAAUUCUUUCGUGAU